This is a messenger RNA of Lodderomyces elongisporus, 1320 nucleotides long. RefSeq names its product mevalonate kinase (gene ERG12). Gene Ontology annotation, molecular function: mevalonate kinase activity; ATP binding. Gene Ontology annotation, biological process: isoprenoid biosynthetic process; isopentenyl diphosphate biosynthetic process, mevalonate pathway; ergosterol biosynthetic process. The transcript has a single exon. Gene Ontology annotation, cellular component: cytosol; cytoplasm. Lineage: Eukaryota; Fungi; Ascomycota; Pichiomycetes; Serinales; Debaryomycetaceae. Bases 1 to 1320 code for a protein of 439 amino acids. The record is from RefSeq and is a predicted model, not a curated record.
AUGGCGACUGAAAUAGCAGAGUCACUAAAAUUUGUUGUUAGUGCACCGGGAAAGGUGAUAAUAUUUGGGGAGCAUGCCGCUGUAUAUGGCAAACCAGCAAUUGCAGCUGCCCUUAGCUUGAGAUGUUUUCUACUAGUUACUCCAUCAACAGGCGACUCCAACAUGGUGCGAUUAAAGUUUCCUGACAUAGGGCUAGACCAUUCUUGGGAUAUUUCAAGUAUACCUUGGGAGACUAUUAAAGCUAAAGUAAAAGCCGACUCUAAUGGGAAACCACAACCUCCCGCAGAGCUUGAUCCAGAAAUAGUUGACAGCUUAUCUCCCUUGUUAAGAAAUCUUGAUGAUAAUGUGCACUACAUCGCUUGUUUUUGUUUCUUAUACCUUUACACCAAUCUAUGCAGUCAAGAUUUGCAAGGAUACACUUUUGUGGUGAGGUCUACAUUACCGAUAGGAGCAGGAUUGGGUUCUUCGGCGUCCACAGCGGUUUGUCUUUCAGCGGCAUUAUCGAAGUUAGGUAAUUGGAUAAAAGAUCCCAAGCUUUCUAACCACGACCAUGUUCUGGAAUCUGAGAUACCUGAACUAGACUUUAUAGAUAACUGGUCACUAAUUGGUGAAAAAUGUUUUCACGGAAACCCAUCAGGUAUUGAUAAUGCAGUGGCGACACACGGAGGCGCAGUGAAAUACCAAAGGAUAUUGAACUCGACAAAAUCAUCUUUGAGAUCGAGUAUUAGAGAUUUUCCUCCUAUAAAAUUGUUAUUGACAAACACUAAAGUACCCAAGAGCACGGCAAAACUUGUUGCCGGUGUUGGAGAAUUGACCAAAGAAUUUCCAGACAUCACGAACCCCAUUUUGAAUGCAGUUGAAUUUAUAUCAGAACAGGCAUAUGAAGUUAUGCACCUACCUCAGUUUGGCAAACAAGAGACCGCUACUUUGCGCAAGUUGGUCAACAUGAAUCACGGUUUGCUCGUCGCUUUAGGUGUAUCACACCCAGCUUUGGAGACGGUAAAGAUCAUUAGUGAUAAGUAUAAUCUCGGAGCAACAAAAUUGACCGGCGCUGGAGGUGGAGGCUGUGCAAUUACAUUGGUAGACGAGAGUAUAGACAAGUCUGUUAUCCACAAUGCAAUGAAGGAAUACGAAAAUGAAGGUUUUGAGAGUUUUGAAACGUCAUUGGGCGGUAAAGGUGUUGGAAUGUUAUUUGAAGAUGAUUGUCAAGAAUCUGAAAAGUUUCUUUUCUCAUUAACAAAGUUUUGUGGAUAUAAAAAUCGUUUGGAAAUAGAGAAUGAUUUAGGAGUUGAAAAUGUCCUUGGAUGGAAGUUUUGGUAA